Danio aesculapii is the source of this 1826-nucleotide messenger RNA. It is a transcript of the gene elp5, whose product is annotated as elongator acetyltransferase complex subunit 5. The coding region runs from base 191 to 1081 and encodes 296 amino acids. Gene Ontology annotation, cellular component: elongator holoenzyme complex; nucleus; cytosol. Gene Ontology annotation, biological process: tRNA wobble uridine modification. The transcript is spliced from 8 exons. NCBI's taxonomy places the organism in Eukaryota, Metazoa, Chordata, Actinopteri, Cypriniformes, Danionidae. Gene Ontology annotation, molecular function: tRNA binding. The record is from RefSeq and is a predicted model, not a curated record.
UUCUCAUUGGCCACUGCCUCCUCUGUAAUCAUACUCGUGUUGAUUGAACUCAUACACAUAACCGAACUUCAGUGCCUGUCAUCUUCCCCUUAGAUCUUCAUGAUGUUUAAUCAGUAGCUGUAUUAAGACAGCGCUUUGUAUUUUUUGCAGUGAGCUGUUUAUCUGUUAGCUGAUGUCAGUGUUUUGAGUCAUGCUGUUAGACGUGCUACAGGCAACAGAUGCUGGAGGAUUCAUACUCAUUCAAGAUUCUGUCAAAUGCUGCGGUCGAGGAAUCCUCCGGUGUUUUAUUAACGCAGCGCUGAAGAGGGACGAGGACGUGCAUGUGCUGGGGGUUGAGAGUCCUGAAACAGAAGUGUGUGCUGGUUUGGACAGCAGCUGUGCGCAAAAGCUUCAUUUUCAUAAGGGUUUUCCUGAUCCCCUCGGCUGGACGGGCAGAUCUCCUUUCACCGUUCAGCAGUUCACUUCUCAACACAUAACUCAACUCAUCAGAGACUCGCAACCUGCUAAAGCAUCGGUUCUAGUUGUUGACUCUCUCUCGCUUGUUUUAAGACAUCACGAUCCUGUCAUCGUCUGUCAGAGUCUUCAGGAGCUAAGAAAAGGAGGAGUUGUUAAAACCAUUAUCGGCCUGCUGCAUUCAGAUUUGCAUCUGCAAGGUAUUGUGGGCAUUGUAUGCCACUUAGCCAGUACUGUAAUCUCUUUGGGACCCACAAACAAUGAACGCCAGGCUGUGGCCACGACCACAAGACGCACAAAAUCAGGAAAAGUUAUGCAGGAGGAAGAGUACUUCAGUGUGUCUGAGGACGCGACGCUUUCUGUCCAGAGCAAACCUCGUCAACAUGAUCGUGUAGAGAAAGAGCAGGAUUCAGCUGAGGUCGAUCCAGCAUCAAACCUGACUUUCAAUCUCCGUCUGUCUGAGGAGGAAAGGAGAGCCAAAGAGAAAGUGGCGCUGCCAUUUGUGUUUAGCCAAGAGAAGAAAUCAGCUCUUCUGAGGCCGACUCCAGGCUCAGGAAGGAUCAUGUAUGAACCCGACGCCAACGACGACUUCGAUGAGGAAGAUCCAGAUGAUGAUCUUGAUGUGUGAAUCAAGAAAACGCACGUCCUCAUUCACGCCACAAGUCUGUGACUAUUACACACAUCUGCACACAUUAUUUAUUGCCUAUUCCUUAUUUUACCUCAAGUCAAACAGUCUGUGGCAGUCUGAUGUCUGUCAGCUCCAAAAUAAUAUUUACACACUGAGUUUUAAAUAGUGUUUUUCUAUAUAAAUUGAAAUUUGGUGGACAAAAACAACAUCAACAACACACUUAAACAUUUUGCUAUUAAUAGACGGUAUUAAUAAUAACAUUGUCAUAAUAUUUAAAGCAUAAAUGUCCAGUUAUGAUGAAUAUAAUUUGUUCAGAUUUAUUGGUUUAGAUCUUCACCAAACCCCCCCCGAAUGUUUUUAGACAUGAUGCUCCAAACAUAAUAAAAAAUUAUAUUGGAAAUCAAAUAUACAUGCAAAACUGUACACACUUUAUUUCUGUUCAUUUUCUGUUUGCCAGCGUUAUUAUCAUGCCUGUCUCUGCUUUUUUGUAAUGAUUAAUGUGUCCAGUGUUUCAAACUCUUUCUGCAGCCUCACAAUCACGCAGAUUUAAUAAAAGGUAAGAAGUUUUAGAGACAUAAUUCAAUUUCUUUUAACAAAAUGACUGAGUGUGAAAUAUGGAAAAAGAUCCUUCAUGCCAACACCCAGUGGUGUAAAGUAACUAAUUACAAAUUCUCAAAUGACUGUAAUCGAGUAGUUUUUCCUCAGGAAUUGUAAUUUACGAAGUAGUUUUACAAACGUCUGCUUU